Aricia agestis (brown argus) is the source of this 1829-nucleotide messenger RNA. RefSeq names its product luciferin 4-monooxygenase-like. The transcript has 12 exons. Gene Ontology annotation, molecular function: long-chain fatty acid-CoA ligase activity. NCBI's taxonomy places the organism in Eukaryota, Metazoa, Arthropoda, Insecta, Lepidoptera, Lycaenidae. The coding region runs from base 119 to 1762 and encodes 547 amino acids. Gene Ontology annotation, biological process: fatty-acyl-CoA biosynthetic process; long-chain fatty acid metabolic process. The record is from RefSeq and is a predicted model, not a curated record.
GCUUAUCAUUAGAUAAUUCGAAGAUAAAGUAGAUAAUGUGCCACUAACGUCUUUAAUUUUUGGCCAGUAUCGACACUGAAUCAAAACAGAAUUUGCAAAAAGUACGUAGUCAAGAAGUAUGGCGACCAACCGGCCCUCAGACGCCAUCCAUAUAUACAUGACGGAGGUGGCGUGUAGACUGGUGGCGAAGACCGGUAUACCCAGCGACAGAUACCACCUGGGAAAGCUCAUCCUUCAGGGUCUGAAGGAGGACCCGGAGUUUUUGUUGCAGAUAGACGGUGGCACCGGGGAGACGGAGACAUGUGGUUCCGUCCUCGCCAGGUCGGUGCGGCUCGCCCGCGUGCUGCAGCGGCGAGGCUUCGGUAUCGGUGACGUCAUCGUCAUCAUGGCGCCCAACAACAUCCACGUCUGCGUACCCAUGUACGCCGCCUUCUACCUCGGGGUUGCUGUAGCCUGCGUGGACCUUGGAUUGGGUGUCAAUGAAAUGCGAGACCUGUUCACACUACUGACGCCUAAGGCUGUGUUUUGUCUCCCUGACAAGGGGGGAGAAAUUCAGAAGGCACUAGCAGCAGCGAACGUCGACUCAAAAAUUGUUACGUUCGGAAAUACUGAAAAGUUUAUCAGUUUCGAGGAAAUGCUCAAUGAAAAUGGAAAGAAGGAGCCAGUAGACGAGUUUAAGGCAGUAGAUUUUGAUCCUGACGAGACCCUGGCGAUGCUGAUAUCCACCAGCGGUUCCACGGGAUCGGCCAAGUCGAUAUCAGCCUCCCACAAGAAUCUUGUAAUAGGAUUACCAUACUUCUGGAACCUAUUCCAGCAGUUCCCGACCCCCACUCGUCUGACGCUCGCCCUGUCUCCUCUGCAGUGGUACUCCGCCAUCUUCCAGUUCGUGCUGUCCCCCGUGCUGCGCCACACGCGCCUCCACACCUCCUCGCAGACAACACCGGAGCAUAUCUUCCACCUCGUCAAUAAGUAUCGGCCAACGUUCACGAUGAUAGCGCCCAGCAUCGUGGCGCUGCUGCUGAGCAACGCGGACAAGUGUGACGUCACGUGCUUCGACGUCAUCUUCUCCUCCGGCAGCGCCGCCUACAUGAAGUCCUUCGAUGAUAUCAAAACCAUAUCGCCGAAGACGCAGCUAGUGAACUUGUACGGUCAGAGCGAGGUGGGCGCGGCGUUCUUCUUCGACCCCGCUGUAACGACGUCCUUCGGUAAAGUCGCUAGCCAUUUGGACUAUAGACUCGUAGACGUAGACACGUUGCAAGACGUGACUGAACCCAACACUCCCGGCGAGCUGUGGCUGAGGGGACCUUCAGUGUGCAAGGGGUAUUACAAGAGGCCGGUGGAGACGGCGGAAACUCUCGUGGAUGGAUGGCUGCGGACGGGCGACAUCAUGUACCGCGACCACCACGACUACUUCUACUAUGUCGACCGACACAAGAUGAUGCUCAAGUAUAGAAACUACCAGAUUUCCCCGUUGGAGCUGGAGGGCGUGAUCCAGCGUCACCCGGGCGUGCACGAGGUGGGCGUGUCGGGCGUGCCGGACGCGCUUUGCGGCGACCUGCCCGUCGCCUUCGUCGUCCCCCGACCUGGAGUUGCCGUUAGCGCUGACGAGAUCCAGGACCUGGUGAAAGAGCACCUCUCCGACUCGAAGCAGCUGCGAGGUGGCGUGAGGUUCGUGCAGCAGCUGCCGCUCACCGCCACCGCCAAGAUCGAUAGACAGAAGCUUAAGUCCAUGGCCAAGGAGCUGGCAACGCGCAACCUCUGAUAUGUCAUGUAGAAACUAGAGCAAUAGGGCAAAUGAAUAUACGCAAACGUCGGAGCAGAGUGUGCCA